AUGUCCCCUGCACCGGUGGUGGCGGACACGCAGCAGGAUCUGCAACUGCAGACCUUAGCUAGAGCUUUUGAAGCUCUUCUGCUAACCACCCAAGAACUCGGCAGUAAAGAAAGACGCUUACAGCAACGGCUGGAAUAUGCCAACACUGAGUAUUUGAAAUUAGCAGACCGUCUCCCGGGUGGACGCGAUACCCAUACGAAGAUCGUCUCGGAGAAGAUCCUGGGCCACUAUGCCGAACUCCAACCCCCUCAUAAACCAUCGUUAAACCCUCCGGAUGUAGUAAAGACGCUGGCCGAGUCUGGAAACGUAGGAGAGCAGAUGCUUACUGCCAUAACGGAGGGCCUGGAGUGCUACCAAACCAUCCUGCGCAGCCAGGGGGAUAGGCCUCUAUCUGAUGCUAAUCCAUGUCUCGUCGCCACCCGGGCUGGGGUUCCGGGUCCCCUGGAGAAAGACUUCACGACCAAGGGUACCCAGGGCCGCCUGCGAUGUCCCUUCGCCAAGCCACCAGGCCAACCCUCUGAAAAUGGGGCGUCGCAUGGGGCUGGAAGACUUGAUCCCGCUCAAAAUGGUGAUGCGUGCGGACACGAGGAUUUGGACCCAAUCAAAGCCGAAAAAUCCGACAGACGGUCGAGUCAGGCCCCCUCCGCGAGGACCUCCACCACUCAAUGUCCCGUUUCUCGGUGUCCCAUCAGAUAUCUAGAUAAACAUAGUCCGGAGGAAGUGGCCGAGUAUGUCGAGCGGCACAAGCACGAGAUCCCUCGCAGCCAUGCCAUCUGCGUGGCGCGGUACCAGAAGGAUUCGUCCAGCAUGCGCCAGCUGGAUGCGAAGUACGGUAGCCUGAUCAACAUGAUCCGCGGCUUGUCCAUGAAGCACCAGGCCUUUCUACCCAACCGGGCCAAUGGAGAUGCCCCCGGCUCUAGCACGUCUGCUGAACGGGUGGUGAAAUGGGCGGAGGAAGUUGGUCUGAAGUCAGACACACAGCCGUCUAUCAAAGAAGAGGAGGAACCAGACGAGGAAGACAGGAAGGGCCACUUUGACCGCCCGCUGCGCGAAGUUCGUGUUGGCGAAUCCCCGAGCCGGCCUUGGGGGAUUCCUGUUCCCAUCCCUCCUGCUGCAUCGGCGCCGCAGUCUCCUGUGGCUCCUGUCCCUGCCACUAUAGGGGCUCCUUCGAAUGACCCUUCAGGAUCCGCUGCCACGGACAUGCACUCGACGUCGCCGUUCCAUCAUCCCGCUGGCGAGAACACCGCAGCUGCUCCCAAGGGUCGUUGUCCGUUUGGCCAUGGCGCACCUCCUGCACCAGCCCCAGACCACGCAGAGCCCGAAACCGAGACUGUCAGGCAUCCCCAGCAGAUGAAUGAUGCCGUGGAACAUGACGCUGGAAAGCACCCCGGAGACGGCUGUCCGACAAAUUCCCCGGCGAAUAUCGUAUUCAACGGGCCGGUGUUCUUUGGUUUUUCCCCAGAACACACGGCGGCAUUCCUGCAGCAGCUGGGCCAUCUGAACAAUACCAGAACGGGGACGUAA
Molecule: messenger RNA, 1524 nt
Organism: Aspergillus terreus NIH2624
Lineage: Eukaryota; Fungi; Ascomycota; Eurotiomycetes; Eurotiales; Aspergillaceae
Exons: 2
Coding region: 1-1524 (507 amino acids)
Source: RefSeq, a predicted model, not a curated record